Zychaea mexicana is the source of this 1446-nucleotide messenger RNA. RefSeq names its product armadillo-type protein. Bases 1 to 1446 code for a protein of 481 amino acids. Lineage: Eukaryota; Fungi; Mucoromycota; Mucoromycetes; Mucorales; Lichtheimiaceae. Gene Ontology annotation, cellular component: eukaryotic translation initiation factor 4F complex. The transcript has 2 exons. Gene Ontology annotation, molecular function: protein binding; translation initiation factor activity; mRNA binding. The record is from RefSeq and is a predicted model, not a curated record.
AUGCAGCGUGAAGGCUCACACGGAGGUCGUAGCCGUAGCGGUCGUGGCGGUAAAGGACGUCACGGUGGUAAACAAAACCAAGGCGAGGACAGACCAGAAAAGCAACAGCAAGGUGCUCCCACCAUCCCGCCCGAACAAGUUGUUCCUCUGGAAAAGAGCGAGAACCGUUGGGUCCCUCUUGCCCUGCGCAAACAACGUGAGGCAGCCGCUGCUGCCGCUGCCGGAGCUGCUGGCGGUGACAGUGACGUGAUGUCCGACGAAGUCAUUAUCCGCAAGGUCAAGUCCUUGUUGAACAAGUUGACGUUGGAGAAGUUCGACUCGAUUGCAGGCCAAAUCUGGGAGUAUGCCAAACAGUCCGAAAAGGAAGAUGACGGCCGUGCAUUGAAGGUUGUGAUUCAACUUACCUUUGACAAGGCUUGUGACGAACCGCCAUUUGCUGUCAUGUGGGCCCAGCUGUGCCGUAAAAUGUAUGACUCGAUUACGGACGAUAUCAAGGAUGUCGGUGUCAAGGACAAGGAGGGCAACACUGUCGCGGGUGUCAACUUGCUUCGUAAAUACCUUUUGAACCGCUGCCAGCACGAUUUCGAACGUGGUUGGAAGAUGCAGAUUCCCGAUGUCGAGUCGAUCAGUCCGGAUAUGUUGACCGACGAGUAUUACGCUGCCGUCAAGGCCAAGCGUCAAGGUCUUGGUUUGGUUGUCUUUAUCGGUGAACUGUUCAAGCGCCAGAUGUUGACCGACCGUAUCAUGCUUCAGUGCCUGACGCGUCUCUGUGACAACCCCAAGGAGGUCGGUGACGAGGAGACUGAGACCAUGGUCAAGCUUGUCUCUACCAUCGGCAAGGUCUUGGACACAAGCAACCGCAGAAACAAGGAAUGGAUGGAUGUCUACUUUGAGCGUAUUCGAGAUAUGCUCGAGAGUCCCAACCUGAGCUCGCGUGUCAAGUUUAUGAUUAUGGAUCUGUUUGACUUGCGAAAGAACAAGUGGGUCGGCCGCCGUGCCAACCAGCCCGCUCCUACCACGAUCGCCCAAGUCCACGAACAGGCACAAAAGGCCAAGAACGAAGAAAAAGAAGCCAUGAAGCGCACGACAAGCUCGCGUGGCAGCUUACCGCACCCCAUGGCACGAGCAGGCUCCCACCGUGGUGCAGGCUCGCGCGACUUGCAGCGAGAAGGUUCGAGUGGCGGCGGCAACAAUAGUGCAGCGAACACCACUGUGGAUGGCUGGAGCACCGUUGGAUCAGGCAGCCCUGGCGGCUCUACCAAGAGCAGCCGAGUGAACGAGCUGGCCAACUUUGGAAAGACGGAUCGCAGCAAGACCCGGAGUAACGUGCUAGGUCCUUCCAACAGUCCGUUUGCCAGUCUGCAUCGUGCAAACAACAAGUCGGGAGGCGAGCAAAAGUCUAGCCCCAGUGAAAGUCGGUCUAGUUCCGCCAAUAUGUUCAGGUAA